Molecule: messenger RNA, 1434 nt
Organism: Punctularia strigosozonata HHB-11173 SS5
Lineage: Eukaryota; Fungi; Basidiomycota; Agaricomycetes; Corticiales; Punctulariaceae
Product: acid protease
Exons: 2
Coding region: 1-1434 (477 amino acids)
Biological process (GO): proteolysis
Molecular function (GO): aspartic-type endopeptidase activity
Source: RefSeq, a predicted model, not a curated record
AUGGUCUUCAACUCCCUUCAUCGUCUCCUCGCUCUCGCCGUCGCGAUAUCCUUCGCUGGACAUGCUCUCGCCGCGCCUCACCGCCGCUCUACCCCGACUGCCGGUCAGUCUAUCAACCUUGUCAAGAGCAGACCCAAGAGGUCGCUCGAAGAAUGGGGCACAUGGGCCAAGGAACACAAGCAGUCGCUUGAAGUCAAAUAUGGGGGCAAUAGCAACCAAAAACGAAGCGCAUCCGGCACCAACUUCAUCGUCAACCAAAACGCGGACUCGAGCUACUACGGCCAAGUCGCCGUAGGAACUCCGCCAUCGUCUUUCAAUGUCAUCCUCGAUACUGGCUCUGCCGACCUCUGGCUUGCCGACUCAAAAUGCACCACGGGCUGCGCCGAUGUUGCGACUUUCAACCACACCGCGUCCGAAACAUUCCGCAAUUUGUCGACUCCAUUCGACAUCACCUACGGCUCCGGCAGGGCCGUCGGCGGUCUGGUCGCCGACACCGUUCAGUUCGCCGAUUUCGCCGUGGAAGACCAGGUCUUCGCCGUAUGCGAUCAAGUAUCGCAGGGUUUGCUCAACAAGCCCGUCAGUGGCCUCUUGGGUCUUGGUUGGGCGCCCAUCGCGGAGUCUGGCGCCGUACCGAUUUGGCAGCAACUCGCAGGCCGUGGCCUCUGGGACGAGCCCGUCAUGGCCUUCCACCUGACCCGCUUCCUCAACGACUCGAACGCUCAAGAGUUCGAGCCCGGAGGAUCCUUCACCAUGGGCUUUGCCAACAACUCUCUCUAUGUUGGCGACAUCGACUAUCAGCCCGUCCCGAGCAACGCCGUCUCGUACUGGAUCCUCCCCCUCACCAACAUCACUGUCCAAGGCGAGGUUAUCAACAUCCCCAGCGGCGCACCUUCUUUCUCCGCCAUCGACACCGGUACAACCCUCAUUGGCGCGCCCGAGGAAGAGCUCGCCACCAUAUUCUCCAAGAUCCCCGGCGCCGAGCCUGGCAAGGAAGACUUCGAAGGCUACUGGACCUACCCUUGCAACACCUCCGUCAAUGUCGAGCUCUCCUUCGGCGGUCGCUCGUGGGGCAUCGACCCCGCGGACUUCAGGCUGACCCAGCUGAGCGAGGACCGGUGCCUCGGCGCGUUCUUUGCGCUCACCACCGAGGGCGACGGCCCCUCGUGGAUUAUCGGCGACACCUUCCUCAAGAACGUUUACACCGUCUUCCGUUACUACCCGACCUCCGUUGGUUUCGCUGAACUCUCCUCGGAGGCUAGCCUAGUCAACAACGACCCGAUUCCCAGCCCGACAAUCGUUCCAGUCGCCGCCAGCGUGAGGGCCACGACGGACUCGAAGGCUGGCACCAUCACAAGCGCCGGAUCGCUCCAGGUCGCGGUACCGCGCUUCCUUGCGCUCGGCAGCGUCAUCCUGGGCGCUCUUUGUAUUCUUUAG